Uloborus diversus is the source of this 5250-nucleotide messenger RNA. RefSeq lists its product as uncharacterized. The record is from RefSeq and is a predicted model, not a curated record. Gene Ontology annotation, molecular function: lipid carrier activity. The transcript has 28 exons. The coding region runs from base 25 to 5190 and encodes 1721 amino acids. Gene Ontology annotation, biological process: lipid transport. Lineage: Eukaryota; Metazoa; Arthropoda; Arachnida; Araneae; Uloboridae.
GGUCGUCUUCAUUUUGGGCACAAGAUGAAGCUUCUUGUGGCUGCGGUGGUUCUUUUCUGCGUGACAGCAAAUGCCUACCAGGUUCCCAAAGAACUUUUACUUGGCCCUAUGUUCUUGGCGGGCCAAACUCAUGUAUAUAACGUCACAAUCGAUUUGGUAUCGAGCAUAUCCGGACUGAGCUCUCAGCAUGCUCGAUUCACCCUAAGCGCCGAUGCAUCAAUUUAUGCCAAUUCAAAUAAAGAUCAUGUGCUCAAGUUAACGAACGUCCGGACCACUGGACCUAUGACCUCUGUCUCCAAUUAUGCCUCACCUAUUACUCUUUUUGACAGUAAGGAAUUGGAAGAUCAACUUUCUGUUCCGAUUAAAUUCACGUUAGAAAAGAAACAAGUCACUAGCUAUACCUUGGAUGAAAGGGAAACGCUGGAAACAAAGAAAAUCAAGAAGAGUAUUUUGCGCAUGCUCGAACUGUACGUUGAUGAAGACAAGAUUGAAAGUGACACCUUUAGUGUUUUGCCAAUCACUUACAAUUUGACCAGAAAAAGUCCAGUAGGGGAUUAUCAAUCACAGUAUGUCAUAACAUCAAGCCCAUAUGAAGAGUUUCCACUGGAGAGGAAUGUCUUGAACGUCAGUCGCUCUGACAAUUAUGAGAACAUUAGGUAUCCCAGCCACGUGUUCGAACACAAUUUUAAGCUGCAAGGUUGCCCAGCUGUCUGCAAAAAUAACUGGACUGACAACAAAUUCGGAGCCGGAUGUCCAAGUGGAUUUGAGCCGCAUCAAUCGCAUGUGAAAAUGUACUAUAACCAUCAUCAUCGUUUGGUUAAGCAGGACAAUGUAUUACUUCCAGAAGACAUUGACGCUGAUGAGUACCAUAUUGCCAAGUCCUACGAUCAAAAGAUGGAAAUAUUCAUCCGCGUCCAUAUGAGCCAUAAGGAAAAUACACGGGAUACCAUUAGAGUACCGAACGGACAACAGUCAUACACAGAUUUAGAUGAUUAUGAAAAAGAAAUCAACGAACAAGAAAUAAACGAUCUCUGCAUUUACCAGAACCCGCAAAGAGCCAUCGAAGCUUCUAAAACACUUCUAAACGAGUUAGCUGAGACUGUUGUAAAUGGUGAUCUUGAGCAUAAAGAUAGCACAUUAGUUGGAGAGAAAUUGGUCCUGCUGCAAAAGUCUCUUGCCAUGCUAAAGAAAAGUGACCUAGAAAAUGUUGAAAAAGAAAUUGCAAAGUUAGGCACUUUAUCACAAGCCACCGAUAAAGAAAAGGUUAAAAGGCAAAUUUGGAUCGACUUGUUGAGCACAAUUGGCACCUCAUCAUCAGUUUCAUACAUCUCUUCAUAUAUUCAGAGGAAUCUUAAACGCGAUUUAACCGUAUAUGAAGCAAAAGAAAUACUGGAAGCUCUGCCUGAAAAUGUUCAUAAGGCGAAUGAACAAACUAUUGAAGAACUUAUGAAAAUUUGGGAACUAAGACCUGUUUCAGAAUAUCACCUUCUACACUCAGCCGCAUUUAUUACGGUAGGCAAGGUCAUAAACAAAGCAUGUAACAAGAAUUACCCAAUUUCUUCAGAAGAGUCGCCAUCAUCUUCAUCAUGGAUGAGAAACUAUCAACAGGCUUUCAGCAGCUUAAAGCUUUCUGAAUCAUCAGAGUCAACAGAGUCAUCGACAUGUCCAACGGCGCUGGUAAAAAGCAUUGUAGAAAAAUUGGUGCAAAAACUGAAGCAAACACAAAGUAAACAAGAGAAAGCAAUUUAUAUCCAAACAUUGUCCCAAAUAAACACUUUGGAAGCUGUGCAGCAAUUGGCUGAGUAUUCGUUUGGUAUUGCCGAAGAUUUUCAGCAGUACUCGCCAAGUCAAGUCAAUUUCUUCAAAGUUAUUACUCUUUUUGCUCUUCACAACAACAUCAAUAAAUAUCCUCAACAGGUAUUGAAAAUCGCAGCUCCAAUAUUUUUCAACAGAACUGAAAAAGCUAAGGUAAGAAACGCAGCUUUUAAUGUGAUUCUUAGAUCUCAGCCUUCUCGAGAACUACUGGAACAUAUCGUUCAUGAUACAUGGCAUGAGACCAGCUUAGAAGUUGGAAGUUACGUCACAUCAUCGUUGGAAACUUUUGGAAAUUCUUCGAUGCCUUGUGAUCAACUGACAGCUCAACGCAUCAAGAUGGUCGUUUCACAAGCAAAGAGAGUCGAUGAAGGAUAUCAACAUUCAAAGAAUUUGUACUAUUCAUAUAACGAUGACCUUCGCUCAUAUGGCCACGAAGAAAGAUUCGAAUACACUUCUAGUGGUGAAUCCAUUGUUCCAAGCACCAUAUACCAUGCGUUUAAAUUUAUGACACGGAAUAUGCAUGAAGUUGCUUCUCAGACUGCAAUAAAUAUUGAAGGAGUGACCUCAAAGAUGAUUUUAGACAAGAUUAAUGAAUACAUUGGAAUGAAAACCGGAAAGCCAUUGACGCCGAGCCGAGAAUCUGAAAUAUUUGGAAAGAUGAAGUAUGAAGAGAAGGUUCCCGAAGAAUUUAAAAUGACUCUCUUCAACCGCUUCUUCUAUGCAAGUUCCUAUUACUACAUCGAAAACCCAGCAAGAGAUUUUGCACCAAUUUUUGAACAUUUCGAAAAGUACUUCAAAUCAUCAGGCAACUACAAGGGCACUUACGUCAAAGCCAUGUUAACAUCAACUCUACAUACUGUCACUGUUGCAAAAGCUGUACCCUUCCCAGUAGAGCUGGAAUUAAAGUACCCAUAUCUACUUGCUAUUCAACUCAAAAACCAAGACAGCGGAAGAAUAGAUCCAAGGAAAAUGCGCCUUUCAAUGAAAUUCAGCAUGUAUUUAAGCAGAUUACUUAGCCAUCACAUCAAAAAUCUUCGGGAUUGUAAAGAAAUUGGAACUUAUUAUGAGCAUAAAAUAUCCAUGAACAUUCCGUACGAAUUUAGCUUUGACUUGAUGAACUGGAAUAAAAUAAAAGUAGAAUAUGGAUUUAUGAAUUUACCAAGACAGAUCGUGGCUAUCAAAACUGAAGCUGGAACAUUUAUCGGCAAGAAGGAACUGGAUAGACUUCCACAGAUGAGUCAGAGAUCUCCAAUUAAGAGAAUACCUGAACAGUUUAAGAGAGAGCAGAAGUUGGACGUCGUUGGACUUCCACCGAUGCAUAUUAGUACUCACACUGAAAACAUGGCUGAAGGACAUGAAAGCAUUCCAAGAAACAUUCCAGAAUUACUUGAAUGGGCAGCGACGAGGACUCUAAAUGCUGGAUGGAGAUCAAGAUCAGUAAACGUCACUAUGGAUACGAGUGUCAUUUAUUGGCCUUCGAAUACUAAGAUUUCAUUCGAAAUAAACUACCGCCGUCAACAACAUACUCCUUCUAGAAUGAAUAUGAUGCAGAAUAGAGGAAAGACAUCGGAGUCGGAAGAAAACGAAGAGGACAUUGUAAAAGACAUAGACGAAGACGUGGACACCAAGGACGCCAGAGACUGGAUUUCACGUGGCAGAAAAAUCUGCGAAACACUCGUUUCCUCAUAUCCUCAUGUGCAGCAUGUUUUUGACGUCCAGGUGAAGACCCGACCGGUGUCUAACAAAGCAUCCAUCAGGGCAGAAUACAAUCAUACCCUUGGCAAGCACGUGCAUGCUUUCCACAUGGACGCAGCGUUACAUCUCAAACGGUUUCCAAUUCCUCUUGCAUUGAGUGCUGAUCAUAUCAUUGGUUACCUUGGAAGACCAAGUGAAUUCAAGUUUGACAAAAACUCAUUUUCUCAAGAACGAGCCCGUUUCCUGAGCACUGUUAGCUUACAUCAUGCGAAACCCUUUGAAAAAGUGGAUUUAUUUUUUGCUGGAUAUAUGAAGCGUAUACCAUUGUCUAACCUCCUUAACGACAUGCUUGUAUCACGGUUGGACGAAAAGCAUUUCUUGCCUCAAGAUUACGAGCAAUGCGAAAGAGAUACAGAAGCUGGGAAGGCUCUAUCUAAGGAGUGCAUGAAAAGCAUAAAUGAAAUGUCUAAAUUCAAUUACUACGAUGUCAUUGCAUCGUGGACAGAGGCUAAAUUACCAGGCAUCUACAGACGACUUGCUAAGACGGCUGAGACCUUAACACGUUCAUUGGCUCUGGGACAUGUCACUGUCUCAGAAAACGAAGGUCUCCAGAACACUUUGGGAUUGAACAUUACGUACAUUGACAAGUUGAGUGACAACCCAUUGAUCGAUGUCGUCUUGGAAAAGCCGUCUGAAUUUAUCAAGUACGAGAAAUUGCCAGCAAUAAUUCUACAACCAAUUUCCAGCAUUCACAGCAUCUUUGACACGUAUAUUCAUGCAACCACCAACAAUACAUAUCCAGCUACCUGCACCUUAAUGGAGAAGUAUUUAACAACAUAUGACCAAAAGACAUAUCAGCUACCCUCAGAUCAAUGCCAAUAUCUUAUUUCUGCACCAUGUACACAAUACAAGCGUUUUGCAGUUCUAGGAAAAACCCUUUCUCGUCACGAAGGAACAAAGGAAAUUACGCUUUAUAUAGGGGAUCAUAAGCUUAUUCUAAGCCCGAAAGAAGCAAGUGGUUACAAGGUUAAUGUCAACGGUGAAGAAAAGGUUGUCCACGUCUCAGGCCCUGUACUUCUGGAAGAUGAACAUACUGAUCUUUCGGUUUCUCUGAACGUUGAUGUCGAAGGCACCUUCCUAGAAGUUUACGAUAACAUUCUUGGUCUAAAAUUGGCUUACAAUGGAAAAAACGUCAAAAUCCAGGUCAAUCCCAUUUUCAAAGGAGAACUGUGCGGUCUUUGCAGUACAUUCGAUGGAGAAACCGUCCAGGAAUAUCUUGCUCCAGAUGGAUGUCUUUAUUCCAAAGAACAGGAUUUUAUGAAAAGAUCAAUAGUGAAUCCUUCAGAGUGCCACGCAAACGUUGAUCCAUCCGUGCCACACAUUUGCUAUUCAAGCAGAGGUCAGAACAUGUAUACUCAAAGCACUGGCAACAUGGUUCGAAGAAAUGCUGUGAAAUACAGAGAAGAUACCAUUUGCUUCUCCGUAGAACCGGUGUCAAUGUGCAGUCAGGGUCAAAAUCCUCAAGAAUUAGAUGAAGAGUCGGUCGGUUUCCAUUGCUUACCGAAGAAUGAUCUCCCUACUCAGAAGUUAGUCAGCGAGGCCAACGUAAGAGAACUUGAAGAGAUGAGGAAUAAGAACGUUGAUUUUGUUGAGCUGGUGACAGUUGCCAAACAAUGCUAGAGAAAAAGAACACAUAAAUCCAUUGUAAUUUUUAAGUAUAAAUACAUUAUUUUAUUUGUC